This is a messenger RNA of Peronospora farinosa, 1860 nucleotides long. Lineage: Eukaryota; Oomycota; Peronosporomycetes; Peronosporales; Peronosporaceae. The record is from the annotation of a GenBank genome assembly.
AUGGAGUCAAUCCCGUUAGCUCUUCAGCGUGUGAUUUGUUCCUUUGCAGCGGCGCCAGAGCUUAUUCCUCAUGAUAUGGAUUCAAUGGAUGAUUUUCAUUCCAUUGUAAACUUUGCCACCCAAUUCACCGAACCUUCUACUUACAAUAUGCAGCGUCUGGCGCAUGUUUGUCACGCGUGGCGUGAAAUUAUCGAGGAAUUUUGCAUGGAAUAUGAAACUUUUAGUGUUUUAACACUAACUUUCACAAUAGGAUUCAAACAAGAAGAAGAAAAGCAGAUAAUACAACAAUUAUUACGUGGUCACAAAGGUGAUAGAAUACUGGACUUGAGGAUUGUCAUCAGUGCAGAAAAAGAAUUCUUUUCGUGGAAUCACGAUGUCCAAAAUCAGACCCCAUCUGAGUUUUUACAAUGGAUCGAGUGGAAAAAGAUACUUGAAUCAUGUCCAAAUGUACGUCGGUUGGACUUGACGGGAGUACCACUUCAUCAUUUGACAAUGGGGGAUCUAUUGGAUGCAGCUUCGACACAUUGUAAACACUUGGAAGCAUUGAUUUUACCUGUAAAAGAUGUACGAUAUGCAGAUGCAAUAGCAGACAAUAUGGAUUUUGUGUUUUGGAAAUUGUUCUCGGCGUUGAAAAAGUGGAAAGAAGGUUCAGGAGGAAAAGGUCUGAGACAGCUGACAGUGCCUUCACGAAGUGAAUUUGACCGAGAAGGAACAUCCAAUGAAUUUUUAUCAAAAGUGUUGACGUUAUGUCCACAAUUGGAGUAUUUGGAUGGAUGGAAACGAUCGUAUCAUGAAGGAACGGAAUUCGUGGCGUCUGAUGAAAGUUUGUGUGUGUCACGAGAUGUUUGGAAGACUUUCUGCAAGUCAUGUGUUGCAUUGCGAGAGUUUAGCUGGGUUGUGGUACCGUUCUCUGAUGAGUUCUUUCUGCCGUUUGGACUAACGACAAAGCCAAAUCUCACACACUUACAGCUAACAUACAAUACACGAGCGCCGUUCCGUAUUCGCCGAAACGAAUACUCGACGGGUGGCUUGAACGUUCUUUUGUCGGGCUGCCCAGCAUUGAAACAUUUAGACAUUGUUCUUCAUCGACUGCAACCGUGUGAUGCUUUCAUCUACCCGCAAAUUGACGAGAUGAUUGACCCAGACGUGUUCAACGAUGAUUUCUUCUUGGCGUUGACGGAUAAUUGUCCGCAACUUCGUUUAUUACGCAUUCGAGAGCUGGGGUCCAUGUCAAACAGUCGCAAAAGCUGUACGGGGGCAGUCAACACGAUUACAGACCGAGGCCUGGCAGCAUUGUGGCGUGCUCCAAAUCUCACGUAUAUCGAUAUCCAUGACGUUAAAUGCUCUGCUAAUGCCAUCUUAGAUUUUCUACACGCUGAUAGGGGUUCUUACCAAGCCAUAGCAACUCGCCGUAUACGAUUUCGAGAGCUUGGUGCGUGUUUUGGAGAGGUGAUACAGCGCGUGCUCGAUGAUCUUGUAAGGGUUCCAACUCAAAAAGUAGGCAGGAGACUGACAAAAGCGCAACUCGUGAUCUCAGUUUCCAGUCGGCGGGGGUAUGUAUUCGAGCGAUCUUGGCUCGUCAAGAUGCAGCAGGCUUUUGAGACUCGGUUCGCGAAAGGAGAGCUUUGUUUUGCAGUCUUUAGCCUCAAGAAGAACAAAGACACUGUUCAUCGCUCUAGUAGCUGCCGAAGUGCUCAGCAACAAGUCAUUGCAAAGAUUCUAGCUCGAGCUUGGAUCAAAGACGACGUGUUGCGCGUGGGACGCCUCGUUUUCUAUACAGACAAAGCUGUGCUAGACAAGCGUUUACAAACCGUUUUGCGCAAAUCAGGCCGUAGAAGCUCAUGGAUCAUAACCGACUAA